Molecule: messenger RNA, 1094 nt
Organism: Corapipo altera (White-ruffed manakin)
Lineage: Eukaryota; Metazoa; Chordata; Aves; Passeriformes; Pipridae
Product: ly6/PLAUR domain-containing protein 3-like
Exons: 4
Cellular component (GO): plasma membrane
Source: RefSeq, a predicted model, not a curated record
GAUCUGUGGGGCUGCAGUGCCUGAGCUGUGGGGCGCAGGACGGGAGCUGUGCCCAGGCCACCAACGUCACCUGCCCCCCGGACAGCGACGUCUGCGCCGAGGCCCUGGCGGCCGUCACCUGGAGUCACGGCCGGUUCGCCCUGGGUGGGCGUGGCUGUGGGCGUGGCCAGCCCGGGGCCAUCGCCCGCGCCCUCGAGCUUUUGGGGCUCGUGGUGUUCGAGCGGCGACGUCACUGCGGGGGCGGGGCCUGCAACCACCAGCUGCCCCUCGGCCAGCAGGGGGCGCUGCCCCUGCCCGCCAAUGGCAGCGCCCGGACCCCCAAUGGGCUGCGGUGUUUCGGGUGCCCCGAGGAGGGGCCCUGUCCCCCCACCACCAUCGUCCAGUGCUACGACGACCUGAGGGGCUGUUUCCAUGGCAACGUCACCCUCAGGCUGGGUAACGUGACGCUGUGGCGGGAGGUGCGGGGGUGUGUCCGGGACGGGAGCUGCGCCCAGGAAUGGCGGGGGGACGACGCGGCCUCGCUGAGCGGCUCCUGCUGCUCCGGCGACCUCUGCAACCGCCACCUGGCCAACAAGACCCUCUUCGACCCCGACCUGCCCCGCCUAGAGCUCCUCCCACACGGCCACGCCCCCACGGCCACGCCCAGGGCGGACAACAACGCCACCGCCGUCCCCGGCACACAGAACAACACCGAGGUCGGCGCUGGCAUUGGCGUGGGCGCUGGUGUCGGCGUGGCCACCGGUCACUCAGAUGUGGCCGUGUUUGACCCCAGUGUGGCCAGUGGGGGCAGGAGGGCCACUGGUGACAGUGACAAGAGGGCUGCUGGUGGCAGGAUGGCCACGGGUGGUGGUGGCAAGAUGGCUGCCGAGGGUGGUGGCAAGAUGGCUGCUGGGGGCGGGGACAAGAUGGCUGCCGAGGGCGGGGACAAGAUGGCCGCCGAGGAUGGUGGCAAUAUGGCUGCCAAGGGUGGGGACAAGACAGUCCCCUGGCACCAGGGGCGCAAGGACGGGACCAAGGGCCCGUCGGGGCGGGGCCACCCCCUGGAGGGGCCCGGGUGGCUCCUCCCCUUCCUGUUGUUGCCCCUCCUCCGUUAG